AUGUCUACCGCCACGCACAAGCCGAAGCUCACCGGUUGGGCCGCAGCCGCCGCGAAAGCGGCCCCCAGAACACACCACAAGAGCGCACACUCGCCUCCCUCGAGCACGAGCACGUCCGCGCCGCGGUCCAAGGCGGGCUCGCCACCACCGCAGGCCAAAGACGCACCUAGAAAGACCAAAAAGCCGCAGGCUGCGUCUUUCAAUGCAGACGAGGUCGCUCGGUUUCUGCGCGAGCGCUAUGCUGCCGAGACGGCGCAGCCCGACACCCUGACGUACGCACGGUCCAAGAACAAGGGCUCGCCGGACUGGGGCACCACCAAUCACCGCACCAAAAGCAAGAAGUACGGGUGUCUGAGCGAGGUGGCACGCGCAUUGCGAUCCUGA
Lachancea fermentati is the source of this 384-nucleotide messenger RNA. NCBI's taxonomy places the organism in Eukaryota, Fungi, Ascomycota, Saccharomycetes, Saccharomycetales, Saccharomycetaceae. The record is from the annotation of a GenBank genome assembly.